Messenger RNA from Gongylonema pulchrum, 747 nucleotides. NCBI's taxonomy places the organism in Eukaryota, Metazoa, Nematoda, Chromadorea, Rhabditida, Gongylonematidae. The record is from the annotation of a GenBank genome assembly.
AUGCCCAAGGAAUACUUUCGCCUCAUCGGAAUAGUCAGCGAUGUUUCUAGUGCUUUCGCAAGUUUUAUAAUAAUUUCGGUUAAGGACAAAAUUUUGCUGAGUGGCGAAGGUGAAUCGCAGCAAGUGCAAGUGACCAACGAUGGAGCAACCAUCUUGAAGGCAAUUGGCGUGGAUAAUCCGGCAGCCAAAGUGCUUGUUGAGAUUUCAAUGACGCAAGAUUCGGAAGUUGGCGAUGGCACGACCUCAGUGACGGUGCUUGCUGCCGAACUGCUGAAGGAAGCAGAACGACUGGUUGCGGCACGAAUUCAUCCACAGACAAUCAUUGCGGGCUAUCGUCGCGCACUGAAAAUAGCCCAGGACGCAUUGCGAGCCUCCGCCAAAUCAUCGAAGUCGGAGGAGAUGCACGAUGACCUGAUCAAAAUUGCUCGAACGACAUUGGGCUCUAAAAUUCUGGCGCAACAUAAGGAGCACUUUGCGCGGCUGGCUGUUGAUGCUGUUUUGCGCCUGAAAGGAUCUGGGUCCCUGGAAUCGAUCCAAAUCAUCAAGAAAUUGGGCGGCUCUCUCAGUGAAAGCUAUUUGGAUGACGGAUUUCUGCUUGAAAAGUGUCCGGGCAUGUACCAGCCGAAAAGAGUCGAAAAUGCGAAAAUUUUAAUCGCUAAUACACCUAUGGAUACGGAUAAGGUUUGCCUUUUUUUUUCGCCUAGCACUUUCCUGUCGUUAAUUUUCCAUAUCUUCAGGGUUUAUUAA